UUCAUUCCUCAGCAAGAGAGAAUUGAAUUGGAUCGUCUCUUUCAAAAAUACGUACCCUACCUUAUUGAUAUGAUUGUAGAGGGAAUUGUGGGCGGCAGACAUGGAGAAAGGCUGAAGACCAUUGUUCCUCAAACAGAUUUAAAUAUGGUGGUGCAGUUGGCUGUGAUGCUGGAAGCUCUAGUUGUGGUACAUUCUGAUGACCUUGAUGUUCUGGAGUGUUUUUUCUUGGAAGCUUUAUAUUCCUCCUUAGGUGCUGCUCUUCUUGAUGCUGGAAGAAUUACAUUUGAUGAAAAUGUUAAACGUAUUUCAUGCAUGCCUACAGUUCAUGAUGAUAACGUCCUGGCUCAGCCAGGGGAACUGCCAGCUCAGCUGCCAACUUUGUAUGACUUUCAUUUUGAUGGAUUUCGAAAAAAGUGGAUACCUUGGCUGAAACUUGUUCCUGAAUACAUUCAUAAACCUCAAGUGAAAUUUCUUGACAUUCUAGUGCCUACAGUGGAUACAACACGCACUACUUGGUUACUAGAACAGAUGGUAAAAACAAAACGCCCAGUUGUUCUUGCAGGUGAAUCGGGUACAUCUAAAACAGCAACUACACAAAACUUCCUAAACAAUCUGGACAGAGAUCUUAAUCUCCUGCUCAUAAUGAACUUCUCUUCUCGUACAGCAUCGAUGGACAUUCAGAGAAACCUAGAGACAUAUGUAGAAAAACGAACUAAAGACAGCUAUGGUCCUCCUAUGGGAAAACGCCUCCUUGUUUUUAUGGAUGAUAUGAAUAUGCCAAAGGUUGAUGAGUAUGGCACACAGCAACCCAUUGCCUUGUUGAAGCUGCUGCUUGAAAAAGGUUUCUUGUACAGCCGUGGUAAGGAGAUGACUUGUAAACUUCUUCGAGACUUGGAUUUUAUUGCUGCCAUGGGGAAAGCUGGAGGAGGUCGGAAUGAAGUUGACCCUCGAUUCAUCUCACUCUUCAGUUUUCCUUCUGAACAAUCACUGAAUUUGAUCUAUGCCUCCAUCCUUAAAGGCCACACCAUGACGUUUAAUGAGUCUAUAUCAGCCAUCUCUGACAAGAUUACUGUGUGUACUCUGGAGCUUUCUAAACUGAUUAUUCGUGACUUACCCCCUACUCCUUCCAAAUUCCAUGACAUUUUUAACUUGCGGGAUCUUUCCAGGGUGUACAAUGGACUUACUCUUCCAAAUCCAGAGAGGUUUCAAAUGGUGACCCAGAUGGUGAGAGUUUGGAGAGAUGAGUGCCUCAGGGUUUUCCAUGACAGGCUGAUUAAUGAAGCAGAUAAAGCAUUGGUACAAGGUCAUAUAAAAAACCUGAUUGAAGAGAAUUUCAAAGAUGACUUGAAGCAGGCCAGGAGAGAUCCUAUACUUUUUGGAGAUUCCAGAACGGCACUGAGUGAAGAACCUCGAGUUUAUGAAGAUAUCCAAGAUUAUGAUGCAGCAAAAGCUCUUUUUCAGGAGAUUUUGGAGGAAUACAAUGAAGUUAAUAUUACAAUGAAUCUAGUUCUUUUUGAUGAUGCUUUAGAACACUUAAUCCAUGUGCAUCGCAUCAUACAGCUGGAUCGUGGGCAUGCCCUGCUCAUAGGAGUGGGAGACUCAGGAAAACAGUCUCUGACAAGACUGGCUGCCUAUACAGCUGGGUAUGAGGUAUUUGAGAUCGUCUUGAGUCGAGGAUAUCGAGAAAAUAAUUUCCGAGGUGAUUUGAAAAAUUUGUACCAGAAGCUGGGUAUUGAGAACACGUCAAUAGUCUUCUUGUUUACAGAUGGCCAUGUAGCAGAAGAGAGUUUCCUAGAACUCAUCAACAACAUGUUAACUUCAGGAAUGGUGCCAGCCCUUUUUCCAGAUGAUGAAAAAGACACCAUAGUACGAGCGAUUAUGGAUGAAGCUACUAAAGCUGGCACGAGCCCAUCUAAAGAGAGUGUCUGGCAAUAUUUCGUAAAUAAAUGUGCAGGCAACCUUCACAUUGUCCUAGGAAUGUCCCCAGCUGGGGACAGUCUGAGAACGUGGUGCAGAAAUUUCCAAGGUCUUGUCAACAAUACUGGUAUUGACUGGUUCUUGCCUUGGCCUCCCCAGGCCUUAUAUGCAGUCACACAAUCUUUUGUUGAAAAUAACAGACGCAUCCCAUCGGAGAGCUUCAAAUCAGUGACUGAACACAUGGUUAUGGUGCAUGAAUCUGUAGGGGUUUUCAGCAAGAGGUUUCUGCAGAAACUGAGACGUAGCAACCAUGUCACACCAAAGAGUUACCUUGAUUUUAUCCGUAAUUAUUCAAAAUUGCUGGAGGAGAAAAAUGAGUUCAUUUUAGCGCAAUGUAAACAGCUGGAUGGGGGCUUAGUUAAACUGAAGGAAGCUGGUAUACAGCUGGUUGAGCUGAACAAGAAACUUGCUGAGCAAAAUAUUGUGCUAGCAGAAAAAUCAGCUGCUUGUGAGGCUUUCUUACAAGAGAUUUCAACAAACAAAGAAGCGGGUAGGAGAAGCAAAAAACUGGCUGAAGAAAAAGCUGUCAAGAUACAGGAACAGAAUAAGACAAUUGCUGUGGAGAAGGCAGCUGCUGAGAGAGCUCUGGCUGAAGUCAUGCCUGUUUUAGAUGCUGCCAGACUGGAGCUUCAGAAGCUUGACAAGUCUGAUGUUACUGAAAUCAGAUCCUUUGCAAAACCCCCUAAGCAGGUGCAGGGUGUUUUGGAAUGUGUUCUUAUAAUGAGAGGUUACAAAGAAUUAAACUGGAAGACAGCCAGAGGAAUGAUGUCUGAGGCAAAUUUCCUGCAAUCUCUGCUGGAUACAGAUUUUGAUGGAAUUACUCAGAGCCAAGUGAAGUCUAUCUGAGCUCUGUUAAAGAGUCUUAAUACUACCUUCGCUGAAAUACUUCCCAGAGCAGGACUGGGAAUGUUAAAGUUUGUCGAUGCAGCGAUGAGCUACUGUGAUGUAGUUAAAGAAGUCAAGCCAAAGAGAGAGAAGGUGGCUAGGAUGGAGCAGAACUAUUACUUAACUAAGCGGGAACUGGAAAAAAUAAAUGCAGAGUUGGGUACCAUUCAGGAUGAGCUUAAAGCUUUGAGCAACAAAUAUGAAGAGGCAGUAAAAGAAAAGCAACAGUUACUAGAAGAAGCAGAGAUUAUGAGGAGAAGAUUAGAUGCUGCUGACAAGCUCAUCAAUGGCUUGAGGUCUGAGAAUGAGAGGUGGACAAAGGAGUUAGAGGACUUUGAAAUACGAAAGGUGAAGUUGCUUGGAGACUGUCUACUCUGUGCUGCCUUCCUGAGCUAUGAAGGAGCAUUCAACUGGGAUUUUCGUAAUGAGGUGAUUUAUCAAGUGUGGCAAGAAGAUAUCCUCUCACGAAAGAUUCCUUUCAGUCAACCAUUUAGGAUAGAAAACCUCCUGAGUAAUGAUGUGGAGAUUAGCAGGUGGGUUGCCCAAGGGUUGCCUCCAGAUGAGCUCUCUGUCCAGAAUGGCAUCCUGACAACAUAUGCAAGCCGCUUCCCACUCUGUAUUGACCCACACCAACAGGCAUUACAUUGGAUUAAGAAGAAAGAAGAAAAAAAUAACCUGAGGGUGGCUUCCUUUAAUGACCCAGACUUCCUUAAACAACUUGAACUGGCCAUGAAGUAUGGAAACCCUUUCUUGGUGCAUAGUGUUGAUGAAUAUAUUGAUCCUGUGAUAGACAAUGUCUUAGAGAAGAAUAUCAAAGUUGCACGGGGGAGAACAUUCAUUGUCCUGGGUGACAAAGAGGUUGACUAUGACACUAAUUUCAGAUUGUAUCUGAACACCAAAUUAUCAAACCCAAAGUAUUCUCCCUCUGUGUUUGGCAAAGCCAUGGUUAUCAAUUAUACCGUUACGUUAAAGGGCCUAGAGGAUCAGUUGCUCAGCGUCAUUAUGGGUCUUGAAAGAAGGGAGUUGGAAGAACAGAGAGAACAUCUCAUCCAGGAGACAAGUGACAACAAAAACUUGCUGAAAGAUCUUGAAGACUCUCUCCUUCGGGAACUGACAUCUUCCACAGGAAACAUGCUGGACAACUUGGACUUGGUUCAAACCUUGGAAGAAACAAAAUCCAAAGCUUCUGAGGUGAUUGAAAAACUCAGUCUGGCUGAGACGACGGCGGUGGAUAUUGAUCGUCUUCGAGAUGGCUACAGACCAGCUGCCAGGAGGGGAGCCAUUUUAUUCUCCGUUUUGUCUGAAAUGGCACUUGUCAACACCAUGUAUCAGUUCUCACUGGUCUCCUUCUUGGAGGUUUUUGAACUCUCUCUUUGGAAAUCCAUGCCCAGUCCUAUUCUUCUGAAGAGGUUAAAAGCCAUCAUGGAUACAUUGGCUUUCAACACCUAUAACUAUGGAUGCACGGGCUUGUUUGAGAAGCACAAGUUACUAUUCUCCUUUAACAUGACUGUCAGAAUAGAACGCGCUGAGGGCAGAGUUCCACAAGAAGAACUUGAGCUCUUUUUGAAAGGCAAUGUUUCCCUGGAGAAGAGUGAACAAAAGAAACCGUAUGCCUGGCUUCCAGAUCAAGGCUGGGAAGACCUGAUCUACUUGUCUGAACUAUUUCCUGAGAAAUUUGAAUCUCUUCCAGAUGAUGCGGAAAAAAAUCCAGAUGUAUGGAAAAAUUGGUACGAUACGGAUGAUCUGGAGCAGAGGCCAUUCCCCAUGCAGUACCAGGACAAUCUCACGAACUUUCAGAAGCUCCUACUGUUACGGUGUCUCCGGGUGGACUGGCUAUACCGGGCAGUAAUGGACUAUGUUACUGUGACCAUGAGUGAGAAGUGUGUGCAGCCUCCUGUGAUCAGCUUUGAAGCUAUCUUUGAGCAAUGCAGUCCAUACUCGCCAGUUGUUUUUAUCUUAAGUCCUGGCUCUGAUCCUGUCAGUGACCUCAUGAAACUGGCCGAGAGGACAGGCUUCGGAGGGGAUAGACUCAAAUUCCUAGCCAUGGGACAAGGCCAAGAAAAGAUUGCUUUGCAGAUGCUGCAGAGUGCGGCGGUUCAUGGAGAGUGGCUGAUGUUGCAGAACUGUCACCUUCUGGUGAGGUGGCUUCUCAAUCUGGAAAAGGCCCUGGAGAGCAUCACAGAGCCUCACCAAGACUUUCGCCUCUGGCUGACUACUGACCCGACCAAGGACUUCUGAAUCGGGAUACUGCAGAAGUCCUUAAAGGUUGUGACAGAACCACCUAAUGGUCUGAAACCGAAUAUGAGAGCCACCUACUUCAGAAUUCCCCAGGAAGCCCUAGAGCAGUGCCCCCAUCCUGCCUCUAAAUCCUCAGUCUAUGUCUUGGCAUUUUUCCAUGCUGUGGUUCAGGAGAGAAGGAAGUUUGGGAAGAUUGGCCGGAACGUACCCUAUGAUUUUAAUGAGUCUGAUUUCCAGGUCUGCUUGGAAAUUCUUAACACGUACUUGACAAAAGCUUUCCAACAAAAUGAUAAUAUCCCCUGGAGCAGCCUCAAACACCUUAUUGGUGAGGUCAUGUAUGGUGGGCGCGCAAUUGAUCGUUGCAUCCUGACUCUCUAUAUGGACGAGUACUUUGGUGAUUUCAUAUUUGACACACUCCAAAAGUUUCUUUUUUAUAAAAACGACAGUGUUCAUUAUAACAUUCCACAGGGGACUGUAAAAGAUGACUUUGUUGAGGCGAUAGAAACUCUGCCACUUGCUAAUACCCCAGAGGUAUUCGGUCUUCAUCCAAAUGCCGAGAUUGGGUAUUACAGGCAGUUUGAUAUUUGCUCCCACCCCCUUGAGCUGCAGCCUCAGACAGGUGAAACUGGAACAGGAAUUAGUCGAGACGAUUACAUUGCAAAUGUUGCUAAGGAUAUAGAAAACAAAAUACCGCAAGUAUUCGAUGUUGACCACAUACGGAAAGGUUUUGAACCAGACAUCGCCCCGACGACUGUGGUGCUGUUGCAGGAAUUGGAACGUUUCAAUAAGCUGAUCAUUCGAAUGGCAAAGUCAUUGGCUGAACUGCAACGUGCCUUGGCUGGGGAAGUUGGAAUGAGCAGUGAACUGGACGAUGUAGCUCAGGCUCUCUUUAACAGGCAGAUCCCUGGAAUCUGGCAGCGGCUGGCCCCCGACACGUGAAAAACGCUUGGAAAUUGGAUUAUUUUCUUUAGAGAUCGGUAUAACCAGUACACCAGUUGGGUUAACAAGUGCGAGCCGAAGGUGAUGUGGCUCUCAGGCCUGCACAUCCCAGAGUCUUACCUGACAGCUCUUGUUCAAGCCACCUGCAGGAAAAACAAGUGGCCCCUGAAUCACUGCACCCUCUACACAGAGGUAACGGCGUACAGGACAGCAGAAGACAUCACUGAGGGGUCUAUUCAAGGAGGGUGUCUUUAG
This is a messenger RNA of Mesitornis unicolor (brown roatelo), 6294 nucleotides long. RefSeq names its product dynein, axonemal, heavy chain 10 (gene DNAH10). Gene Ontology annotation, cellular component: dynein complex. Gene Ontology annotation, biological process: microtubule-based movement. Gene Ontology annotation, molecular function: dynein intermediate chain binding; minus-end-directed microtubule motor activity; dynein light intermediate chain binding. Lineage: Eukaryota; Metazoa; Chordata; Aves; Mesitornithiformes; Mesitornithidae. The record is from RefSeq and is a predicted model, not a curated record.